This is a messenger RNA of Dromiciops gliroides (monito del monte), 1962 nucleotides long. It is a transcript of the gene IQCH, whose product is annotated as IQ motif containing H. Gene Ontology annotation, molecular function: protein binding. The record is from RefSeq and is a predicted model, not a curated record. The transcript has 13 exons. The coding region runs from base 1 to 1962 and encodes 653 amino acids. NCBI's taxonomy places the organism in Eukaryota, Metazoa, Chordata, Mammalia, Microbiotheria, Microbiotheriidae.
AUGAUUCAACGUGGACUGAUCCCACCAGCAGCAAAGAUUAGUUUUGAAACUCCACCUGUUAUACCUAAAUCUGCUUUCCUUCAUUCUUAUAAAGCAUCUAAGAUGAAAAGCAUAGGUGAGUAUUCACCACCAAGGCCACCACCAUCAUCACCAUCAAUCAGUAUUUCAUUCUUUCCAUCCAAACAAGGAAAUAGGGUUAAAUACAACAGGUCUAAAGGCUUCUGGGAUAAAAAGCCUCCCAAAUUGGUACCAGCUCUGUCGCCUCCCAAAUUGCCUAUGGAUUAUGAUUUUUUUAUUUACAAUGGCGUAAUAGAUCAGGAUGCUGCUGACUUCAUAGCCUUCAAGGAACAUUUUUGUUUAUCUUGGGGAAAUAUCUUUUCUCUCUUGGAAUGCAUUGAGAAGUUCCUCAAGGACUAUGCAGUACCUGAAGUCAAGAUAAAAGGGAAAAAUUUGGCAGCACUUCUUCCCGACUUUGAACUUAACACUAGGCCUAGUAAAUUUGACCUCCUGUCAGUAUUUGAGAAUCCAGCUUACAUCCUCAAAUUAGUUAAUCAGCCCGGCCAGAGGUACAAAGGGCAAGGGGGAAUCGAGGAAGCUAUUAUCAAGAUUCAAGCCACAUGGCGAUGCUAUCAGGCCAGAAAAGCCUAUUCUACUUUCCGACGGCAGAAGUGGGCCGCAGGUGUGAUUGCCAUCAACUGGCUUCUGCGCGGUCACAGGGCCCGAAUGAAAAAGAUCCUGAAGGAAAUACGUGCAAAACACCUGGAGAAUUUCCACAUUCGAGCCAAGCAUCUGGCAGCCAACUGGAAUCGCAUCAGGACCUCCAGGAGGACUAUUAUCCAUAUCCCAUCAUUAGGAUUUUCCAAAUCCGUACGGGAAAGUACCAUUGAUUUUCCUAUGCAACAGAACUUGCAACUGGGAAGACUGUGUGACAUACUAGAUGCCAACGUGGAAGUCAUCUACAUCUGCCCCAUUCAACUUCAAGACGAAUUAGUGAGGUAUUACAAUAAGUUCCUGGGUCUACAAUCAGCUGUCAUCACUGGAGACCCUGAGGACAUAAGUGACCUGAAGGACAGGUUCAGGAUUCUCUCCCCUGAAGCUAUAAACUUCUUCCCUAUGAUGGAAUGCUUAAGUCAACUUAUUGUUGAUAAUCUGGAUGUACAACGCUGGAUAUUUAAAGUGGACAAUGAAUUUGGAGGCAAUGGGACUGCAUUUUGUGACAUUCCUUCCCACCUAAAGUGCUAUAAUUGGGUCAUACAGGAAAGUCUCAAAUACGGUGACAGAGAUUGGAAUAAGAAAUGGGCACACGAGCCGGCUUUGGAGAGGAUCUCCGAGGAGCUGGCGGGCAUUUUAGCACAGCACGCACAGGCAGUCAAUGAGAAACGAUUCCCUACAUGGGAAAAAUUCCUCCAUACAUUUCUCAGUCAAGGUGGUGUGAUCGAGGCAUUUCCACCCACUGAAAAUGUCACCAAUUUGAGUGUGGAUAUGUUGAUAGAGCCGUCAGGAGAAAUGAAGAUGCUUUCAACAGGAGACCAACUCCACGCAGAUGGUCCUUUGCUUUCCUCUGGCAGCACCAUGCCACAAUCGUCGAUCGAUCCGGAGGCUCUCAACUCAUUGUGUUUUCAAAUAGGAAAUGCCUGUAAAGACAGAGGCAUUAUUGGUUAUUUCUCUAUUGACCUGGUGACUUUCAUCCAUCCAGAAACCCUGGAACAGCAGAUAUGGGCAACGGACCUUGCACUUUCUUAUAGUGACCAGCUUUCCUUGACAAAGCUCGUCUUGUAUGUGACCAGAGGAAAUCUAAAUUUCAGUUCAAGUGUCUUAGAAGUGACACCCUCUGUAAAGAAACUUAAUAGGUCCCUCAGCCAGAUCAAGGUAGAACCAAACAAUCGGAGAGGAUCUCCAGGGGGUCCUCAUGACCUUUGCUCACAAUCUCUUCAUCAUCCAUCAAGAAAUAUCAUCACCUAA